Scutellospora calospora is the source of this 2865-nucleotide messenger RNA. The record is from the annotation of a GenBank genome assembly. Lineage: Eukaryota; Fungi; Glomeromycota; Glomeromycetes; Diversisporales; Gigasporaceae.
GAAUGUGAAACUUGUUUCAUUCAAGCAAACCAAGUUAUGAAUGGAAAUGGUGAUUUUUAUCGAGAAUCGUUACCUUUUUCUGAAUUUCUUAUGACUGCGUUCGCUUAUCCCGCGGAUGUGUCUGUAUCGAAACAGACAUUGUCGCCACCACAUUCUUCUCAACAAUAUGUGUACGCCGGAGUAGAAAAUGGUGAUUUGUAUAGAAUUGAUAUAAUUUCUGAUAUCAAAAUUGUGUAUACCCUUCUGCGGAGUGGAUUAAAUGCGAUCGGAACUGCUAUGGCGGCAUUGUGCUUUGAUCCUAAUGUUGGGAAUUUUGUCAUUUUAAGUGGUGAAAUGAGUGAUGGAGCAGUUGUCCUGAUCUGCCCGGACUCCAAAACCCAAAUAACGUGUAGUAUACCAAAUUGGGCACCAAUUUUGGAUUUCCAAAUGCUCGAUUUCCAUCAAGAGCGUCAUGAUGUUAUAUUUACUUGUAGCGGGCGUGACAAAUAUGGAUCUAUCAGAGAGUUAAGAAAAGCUGUAGGCGUCAAUGUAAUCACGCGAACAGGACCUGAUUUCUACGGAGUUAAUGCACUUUGGAAUUUGAAGUACAAUAAUAACGAUAAGGCUGAUUCUUUCUUGGCCCUUUCAUAUGCCAAUUCUACGCGUCUAAUGAAUAUUAGUCAAGGGGAGUUAUAUGAUAUUAGUGAACACAGUGGGCUUAAUUUGGAAGUGAGCUCUUUAUGCGUUGCUUCGCUUGGUUCUGCGCCUGGUUUUGUAGUUCAGAUCCAUCGUUUAGAAAUUGUUGUAUCUGAACCCUAUGAUGGAGUGGGUGCUAGGAUUGCAAAUACUUCAAGCCGAUGGACGCCACCCGAAAAUACGGUCAUUGAAGUUGCUGCGGUAUAUGGUUCGAUUGUCAUCGUUGGCUUAUCUACCUUCAAUGGAAGCGUAAUCACCGUUAUUCGCUUGGAUUUCGAUAAUGACACUGCUCUUGUGCCUUAUCCUCUUUGUGUCAUUGGAACGUUCAGACCAAGCAUUAAGAUCUUAUCCUUAAAAUCUGAUUAUUAUUUGGAGAUUUUACACGAGGAGCUUUUGGUUAACGUACCGGAAUCUGCAUGUAUAAUUGGAAGCAUAGAGAAAUCAUUUUUCUUAAUUGGCCUCAGAGAGGGUACAGUCAUUUAUUAUCAAUGGUCUUGGUCUCUGGCGGAGAACAAACCACAUCUUACAAACCCAGUGGUCAGACGAAUUGGCACAUUGCCUGUCAAGUUUAUUGAUCCAGAUUCAAGUCAAGCGGCGUUUAUCAAAGAACAAAAUGAUUUAUACACAGUAUUAGCAUUAUCUGAUCGACCCUGGCAAAUAGAACAUUCACAUCAUAUCGGAUUGAAUUUUGUAUGCGUGGCAUUUGAACAUUAUGAACAUGUGCAAGGUGCCACAGUUUUCCAUUAUGAUGGUUUAUCACAGGGUUAUAUGUUUAUUUCGCAAAACUGUCUUAAUUUCGUGCAAUUAAAUAAUUUCACAAAAAACAAUAUAAGAACUAUACCAGUAUUAGAUACACCACGUAGAUUAUUUUAUGAUGAUUUCAAUAAAUUAAUAGUAGUCGCUUGCACUAGUUGUAAGGAUGUUUUUCCUACUUCUGUGUUAAAACUCAUUGAUCCAGUAAAUGGAGAUAUCAUACACGAAUUUAAAUUGCAGGACGAGGACUAUCCUGAUAAUCUUGAGGCCGUUUAUUCAAUCACAGGAUGGCAGUUCACAAUAGAAAGACAAGAAUAUCGUUGGAUAUGCGUUGGGAUUGGUGUACAUGAUGCAGAAGAAAGGCAUAUGAUAGGAAAAAUUGCACCUAUUGGAGGGCGACUCAUGAUCUUUUUGAUAAAAAAAACACCAGUUGCCCAAGGCUCUGGAUUUAAAUAUGAAUUACGAAAAAUAAAUCAAAUCGAUGUUAACGGUGUUGUUCAUGCUAUAUGCCCAUUGAGUGAGACGUACAUUCUCAUUGGGGCUGGAAAAACCUUGAACUUAUUACGUCAUUACUUUGAAGAAAAAAAGGAAAGGUUGACACGUUUGAUAUCUGAUUCAAUUAUGUUAAACGAAAAUUUAGCAGUUGGGGCUGAUAAAUGUGGAAAUAUUUUUGGUUUAUUAUAUAAUCAAGAUGAUUCGAGUAUUGAACCAUGUUUGGAACCAGUUUUUUCCUUUCAUGAAGCCGAAAUUGUCUCACGAUUGCGUGUUGGAUAUCUCGGUUAUCGAACAGAAACAAUGAAUAAGCUUGUAGAAACAUCAUCAGAUCACCAUUCUGAAGCCAAAGAAGUGCCUGAUGACUUAGGAUGGGAUAUGAACCACGAACUUUCUCAUCCAGUCGCAACUAUCGUUGGUUGUUCUCUUCUUGGAAGCGUAUUUUUAUUCAUGCGAAUUAGUAUAAAAUCAUAUCGACUUAUGUCUGUUUUGCAAUCCAUUCUUGAAAAGUGGCCAUCAACACGUCCAUGUAAUAAUAAUAUAAGAUUUAGAUCGGAUAGUAAUAAUACCAGUCCUAUCAACGUUAUUAUUGAUGGUGAUAUGGUGUCUCAAUUUUUACGUUUGUCCCGGUUUGAACAGCUUAGAAUUAUUGAACGCAACCCGGAAUUAAUAAAGGCUGGAACAACAUUUAUUCUUGGUGAUAAAUGUGAACUAUAUGAAUAUGAAAAGCAACCAAUUAGAGAUACUUUAGAGAAUGAUAUGGAGGAUCAGCUCAUACCACCAGAGGAUGAAGAUGAAUAUAUUUAUAUUGAAAACGAGCAAGAUUCUGAAGAUACUUUAGAUAUGAAAAUUUAUAAGGAUGACAACAUUAGGUCUGUGUCGGUAGAAGAAAUAGCGGAUGCAUUGCAACUUUCAUUGUUGGAGUUAAAUAUGCAGGUUUCAUAA